AUGUUCGCAACAACAAGAAGGUCGUCAGCCGUCAAGGCUCUGUACGACAGCGUCGUACAGGAGGCGGAACGCACCGCAAAGACCGGUCCUCUCGUGUCAUAUCUGCAGAAGCAGUAUCAAAAUAUCGAAAGCGCCGACUCGUCAUCGAACAAAGGCGGAUACCAUGCCUUCAUCGCGCCAUCAAAGACGGCAGCAGAGAUUCAACAGCAGAAUCUCGAAAACCUGCAUGUCUUCCUGCAAAACAAGGCAUUGCAUUCAGAACUUCUGCAGCGAUACAACCCCACAACCGACAUGACCGAAGAAGAGCGUGUCCGUCUCACCGCACGUCGUGUAGGCCUAGACGUACCUAUCACCUACGACUCCGCCUCUGAAGCCUCCUCCGCCACCGCUAACAACUGCAGGGAAAGUGCACAGAUCGCUCAGGACCAAUACAAGCAGGACAAGGACAAUCGCGAAGGUCAGCUGUAUUCUGGUAAAGGUGACGGUAGCAAUGUCGGUGGUCCGCUACGACCGCCCGGUUCCAAAGAGUAG
Messenger RNA from Pseudozyma hubeiensis SY62, 531 nucleotides. RefSeq lists its product as hypothetical. Lineage: Eukaryota; Fungi; Basidiomycota; Ustilaginomycetes; Ustilaginales; Ustilaginaceae. The record is from RefSeq and is a predicted model, not a curated record. Gene Ontology annotation, biological process: mitochondrial proton-transporting ATP synthase complex assembly. The coding region runs from base 1 to 531 and encodes 176 amino acids. The transcript is spliced from 3 exons. Gene Ontology annotation, cellular component: mitochondrial matrix.